AUGCCAGAGAGCAUUCUGGCGGCAGCUUUUGCUCGCAUUGGCCAGAGCGUCCUACACAUUGACAGAAAUGGCUACUACAGUGGACAGUGGGCUUCAUUCAGUUUAAAAGCAAUUGAAGAGUGGGUUAAGGAGUCGCAAGCGCCAGAAGAAGUAUACACAUCUGACGUUAAAACUGAUGGCGAACAGGUUAUGCUGCAUCUGAAAGACAACAGUUACCAAAAACAUAAACUGCAGUUCCAUAUUAGUGACCCAGAACCAGAGUUAGAAGAAAAGAUAGAAGCAGUGAACAACAUUGCUGAUGGAUCCCAGGAAAAUGAUUCAAACAAAAGUACAAAAGGUGGUUUAGAUCAAGACCCUGGAGACAAUGUUGAAAAGGAGAAAGAGAAAUCGGAACCAGAAUCUACGGGUCUCAAUCAAGCACAAACUAGUCCUGAAAAUUUGAAAGAAGUUACUGAGGCAAAUGAGAGCAAUGAAAAUAAUGCGGAGUCUGGAAUGCAGAACUCUUUAGAAGAUAAGCCUCCAGAACCAAGUCCUAAUGUUGACAAUGCAGCACCUGAUGUGAAGGAUUUAAAACCUACUACAGACAAACCAUCCUCACCAUUAUGGACAGAAUCUAAAUUAAGAAAGGAGUGGAGAAAGUUCAAUCUGGAUUUGUCACCAAAGCUCUUGUACUGUGGUGGCAGCAUGGUGGAGCUACUCAUCACUUCAGAUAUUGCCAAAUAUUGUGAAUUCAAAACUGUCUCAAGAAUGCUGACAUUGAUAGAUGGAAAGCUAAAAAAGGUGCCCUGCUCCAGAGCCGAUGUUUUCAGCAGCAAGGAUGUUUCAAUGAUCGAGAAACGAAUGAUGAUGAAAUUCCUGACUUUUUGUGUGGACUUUGAAAAGCAUGAAGAAGAUUACAAAGAAUUUAUGGAGAAGCCUUAUAAGGAGUACUUGGAACAUCAGAAACUGUCCAAAAAUGUCAUCCAUUUUAUUCAGCAUGCAAUUUCAAUGACAAGUGACUCAACACCUACGCCUGAGGGAUUAAAAAAGACACAGAAGUUUUUACAUUCUCUUGGUCGCUAUGGAAACACUGCUUUUCUGUGGCCAUUAUAUGGCAGUGGUGAAAUGCCCCAGAGUUUCUGCAGAAUGUGUGCUGUGUUUGGUGGUGUGUAUUGUCUAAGAACUCCUGCAGCUUCACUGGUUGUCAACAGUGACAAUGUAUGCACUGGUGUAGUAAUGACGACUGGAAAGCAAAUCAAAUGCAAGUGUUUAGUGAUGGAAAACUCCUAUGCUCCUGAUUCCUAUAUUGACAGUGUUUCUAACAGAUUAGUCAAUCGUGGUAUUCUGGUGACGGACAGAUCUAUCAUGGCUGCAGACGAUCCUCAUCAGCUAUCCUUGCUGAGAAUUCCAGACAGCAGCGAUGAGGAACACCCCACCACCCUCCUGGAGUUACCUGCCGCUUCUAUGAUGUGUCCAACAGGCUUAUAUGUGGUUCACUUGACAAAAGAAGCAAACAAUGAGAGCCAAUCACCCGAGGAAAGUCUACAGUCAGUGGUAACAAAGCUGUUCAAGGACAGUGACAUAGAUUCUACUUCUGUGGAUGGGAGUCCCCGGAUUGUGUGGUCAUUAUAUUUCCAGCAGAAGAUAAAUGUUGGUGGACAGUCCAGCAGUGCCCCUAGUAACGUGAUACUGGUACCAGGGCCGGGGCCAGAGAUUGACAUAGACCACGCAGUCACCAUUGCCAGGAAAAUUUUUGAGGAGGUCAUGCCAGGAGAGGAUUUCCUCCCAAGACCGCCAAACCCAGAGGACAUUAUCUAUGUGGAUGAAGAGGAAACUCAGGUUACCCAAGACUCGGAGAAAACUGAGUUCAGUGAAACCUGUCAGGUGUCAGGAAACGAUUCCUCACAGACCACACAACCUGACAGCAUUGACAAUGACCAUGCUGAUCAAAGCUCCGAAACUAAAGCCACAGAUGGCUCGGGUAAAAGUGAUGUGCCAUCAAAUUCUUCAGACAUACAGAACAGUGCUGAAGAGAUCUCAGAAUCAGUUGAAAAAUGUGUGAUAGAAGAGAAAACAGAACCAGCAACUUCUUAAAACUUUUUAGUGAGAAGUGUUGUAUAAUGUGUAUAUAUACCAGUUCUUGUACCUGUACUUUUAUUUUGAUACACAUAUUUCAUUACUCUUUUUAAUAGUAGGUUUAUAAUACAGAAAUAUAUGUAUACCAGUAUAUGUAUUGAUAUAUACAGCUGUGCACUAAUAUUUGUUUUCAGAAAUAAGACUGGCACAUUUGUGGUGUAAAAGUUAUUAAAAUUGGCCUUGAAAUAUGAAUUACAUGCAUGCAAGUAUUAAAUGUGUAUGAAGGAUUAACUUACGGUACUAAUAUGUACAAGGCAAGCUAGAGAACAAGGUCAUUUAUAUUAUAUGAAGCUGUACUUGAGAAUCACACUAGUAUGCUUGUGUAUUAUUGUAUGUACAAAAUAUUAGCAUCUUUGAAAUAUGAAUACAAGUAAGCAUCUGAGUGUAUAUUGCAUGUCUGCGUAUUGUUACAGAAAACUUUUUCAGUCAUAUUUGUAUUUAAACUUUUUGCUGCAUAGACAAAAAUCACCAUCUUUGAGUAUAAGCAAACUGGUAUGUAACAACUUGUUGGUUGUUUAAAUUUAGUGCAGCUACAUGUAGUUGUUAGUCUGCAUGUGCUUGUGUUCUUAUGUUUUAUGUACAGUAUGCAUAACAUUUGUACAGAUACAAUAUGCAUGACUGGCAUUCAUUUUCCUUCUUAAGUGCUUUCAGUGUACCUUGUUAUUUAUAAGAUAUAAAAUGCAGUAAAUAUGUGCAAUAAAAGUAAUGUGAUAUUGAUUAGCGUAAACUUGAUUUGCAUUUAAAUAGAUUUUCAGAAUGUACAUAUCAUUCUUUAAGUGAUUUGCUUGUUUGAUGGAUCAUACAUCAAUAAUCUACAUGUAUUUAAAAAAAAGCACAGAAAUAAAGUACAUGUCCUGUU
Molecule: messenger RNA, 2974 nt
Organism: Magallana angulata
Lineage: Eukaryota; Metazoa; Mollusca; Bivalvia; Ostreida; Ostreidae
Product: rab proteins geranylgeranyltransferase component A 1-like
Exons: 16
Coding region: 1-2073 (690 amino acids)
Biological process (GO): small GTPase-mediated signal transduction; protein geranylgeranylation; vesicle-mediated transport
Cellular component (GO): cytoplasm; cytosol; nucleus
Molecular function (GO): GDP-dissociation inhibitor activity
Source: RefSeq, a predicted model, not a curated record